GUGCAGGGCCGGACUGGCCAUUCGUGCACUCUGGCACUGCCCGAGGGCCCUGGGUCAGUAGGGGGCCCCAUGAGAUGCCCCUGGUACCUUUCAUUGGCUUUUUCAUAGGCUUUUUUGGGUGUGGGCGAGAACACAGGGGCCCCAUGAUCCCCUAUUGCCCGGGGGCCCCAUGAGUUGUCAGUCCGCCCCUGUACAUGUGAUUUUGAGCAGCCAUGCCGCCCUGGGCGGACUGACCAUUUGGAAACUCAGGCACUGCCCGAGGGGUGGGGUCAGUAGGGGGCCCCAUGAGAUGCCCCUGGUACCUUUUUUUCAUAGGCUUUUUUGAGUUUGGGCAAGGACACAGGGGCCCCAUGAUCCCUAUUGCCCGGGGGCCCCAU
Staurois parvus is the source of this 377-nucleotide messenger RNA. The record is from the annotation of a GenBank genome assembly. NCBI's taxonomy places the organism in Eukaryota, Metazoa, Chordata, Amphibia, Anura, Ranidae.